AGGGACGCCUGUCGGAAACGGAGAAGUGCAUUGUAGAUCGAAGCCAUUUUGACCGCGGAGCACAUCUACGGGUGAGGCAAAAAAACAGAAACCGCUCCAAAGAUGGUGAAGAUUUUCGUGGGGAACCUGCCCACGCAGGCGGAGACGGACGAGAUCCAAGCUCUCUUUGCCCAGUACGGCACCGUGACGGAAUGCGCCAUCAUCAAAAACUUUGCCUUUGUCCACAUGGACGACCGCAAGAGCGCGACCAAAGCCAUAAAAAACCUGCACCUGUACAAGCUGCACGGCACGCCCAUAAAUGUAGAGGCUAGCCACGGAAAGAACCAGGGGCCCAUUAAAUUGCAUGUGGCGAACGUCGAGAAGGGCUCCGCCGACGCCUUGCGGGCACUGUUCGAAGAGUACGGCACAGUGUCCGAGUGUUCCGUCGUCAAAAACUUUGCUUUCGUUCAUAUGCCCAAUUCUGAGGAGGCUAUGGACGCGAUGAAGGGCUUGGCCAAUGCUGAGUUCCAAGGCAAGAGGAUUCAUGUCCAGGUCUCAAAGAGUCGCCCCAGGGGCGGCGACGAGGGUGGGUUCGGACAUGGCCCCCCAGAAAGAGCAGGCUAUUGGGGUCCUCCCAGGGGUUACCCAGGCGACCGCCCUGAGCCCGGCCCGCCUGGUUACCCCAGGGGUCGCUUCGGCCCCCCAAUGUCCCACGGCUACCCCCCAGCCCCUCCCCCGCCCCCUCCCCCACCCCCCAGACGCGCCGCCUCGUACGAUCGCGAUGGCUACGGGGUCGUCGACUACUACGAAAAGUACCGCGCCCGCCCCAGCCCCUACGCCAUGUCGUCCUACGACGACCGGCGCGUCAGCUCUGUGCCCCCUCCACCUCCCCCGCCGUCGUCGGCCCUGAUGAGGGAACGUCUGGGCCCAAGCACGCUCGACCCCUACGAGCGCCGACCCUUGCCCCCUCCGCCGUCUGCGUACUAUGCCGCCCGGGACCGCAGCCCGAUCCGACGGGCACCCCCUCCUGCCGCCCCACCCGCGGGCAACGGCUACUCGUAUGAGCGCUCCCGCCUCUCACCGCUCUCCAUGACGCGGAGCGCGUACGGAAUGCCCCGACCCCGGGACCCCUACGCAGACAGGGUGCCGCCCCCGCCUCCUGCACGCUACACGUACUAAAGAAUGUCAGGCCCGGCCCCAGCGUCUCUCUCGCGUGUCCAAGGUUUAAAUUAUUCGUCAAGGUCGUCGUCGUCUCCUGAUGCACACGGCGCAUAACUCAUCCCGACGUCGACAUGGCGACGUGCGUUCCGUUCGGCCACAACUCUCAAUAGUGGAAGAGCUUGUUUUAUGCGGGCCUCCUGUCCUUUUGUUAACUAUUAAACACGCUUUUUAGUAUCGUCACAUUUUUUUCCACCCGUCUUAUGGUUAAAACCUUUGUCCACGUUGCUUUUUUUAUUUUUUCUUCUCUGACUGCUUGUGCUUAUAUUACCACUUAAUUACCUGUUAAAAUUUUGAUAUUGCCGCAAGACGGGUUGACUUUAAAUGUAAACCGAGUGUUGUACAACACAACAGCGUUUUUUAUUUGUCAUUCUACAGCAGUAAGAGUAAGAUUGAGGACUGUUAAGCUGAACAAGAACGGAACAGAUUCAGCUUACUUUAAGAGACAUUAUCGUUCUUUUUUUAAUGUUCUGGGCUUUAUGGAUUUUAAUUUGGUACAUCCGUGGUUGUGUGUACGUUUAAAAUAAAUUUACUUUUGUUUUUA
This is a messenger RNA of Engraulis encrasicolus (European anchovy), 1741 nucleotides long. It is a transcript of the gene rbm4.3, whose product is annotated as RNA binding motif protein 4.3. Bases 103 to 1158 code for a protein of 351 amino acids. Lineage: Eukaryota; Metazoa; Chordata; Actinopteri; Clupeiformes; Engraulidae. Gene Ontology annotation, cellular component: nucleus. The record is from RefSeq and is a predicted model, not a curated record. Gene Ontology annotation, molecular function: mRNA binding. The transcript has 4 exons.